UCACAUACACACUGGCAGUAUUUUAAGGCUGGGACUGAGUUUCCUUCCUGUCGGCUGGAGUCAGGAGACUCGUCGCUUCGCUGCAGUUUCAACACAGCAGUAAAAAAGUACAUAUAAUAUGGGGACCCGGGAUGACGAAUAUGAUUAUUUAUUUAAAGUGGUGCUGAUCGGAGAUUCAGGUGUGGGGAAGAGUAACCUGCUAUCCCGUUUCACACGGAAUGAGUUCAACCUGGAAAGCAAGAGCACCAUCGGCGUGGAGUUCGCCACUCGUAGCAUCCAAGUGGACGGAAAGACCAUAAAAGCUCAGAUUUGGGACACGGCAGGACAGGAGCGCUACAGAGCAAUCACAUCAGCGUACUACCGGGGUGCAGUGGGAGCUCUUUUGGUGUAUGACAUCGCUAAGCACCUGACCUAUGAAAACGUGGAGCGCUGGUUAAAGGAGCUGCGAGAUCAUGCAGACAACAACAUCGUCAUCAUGUUAGUGGGCAACAAGAGUGACCUGAGGCACCUCAGAGCAGUGCCCACAGACGAGGCCAGAGCUUUCGCAGAGAAGAACAAUCUGUCUUUCAUUGAGACCUCAGCUUUGGACUCCACAAAUGUUGAAGAGGCUUUCAAAAACAUACUCACAGAAAUCUACCGGAUUGUAUCGCAAAAGCAGAUUGCAGACAGGUCUGCACAUGAUGAGUCUCCUGGCAACAACGUGGUGGACAUCAGUGUGCCGCCUACUACCGAUGGGCUAAAAGGCACCAAAUUCCAGUGCUGCCAGAACCUGUGACCCCACCCCUCCCCUUUUCAUGCUGCCUCUUCUUCUGUUCCUCUCACACUCUUCAUCGCCGCUUUGCUCCUGUGUAUUGUGCAACUGCUGCUGCUCUAGCGCCAGUCCUUUUACCUCCAUGUGGUAUCCAUGUCUAUUCUAGAAUUUUCCCCAGUCCUGUGAAGUUCUAGAUAACAUUCCUAGAUAAUUGUUUUUUCCUUUUUAUCUGCUCUUCUGUUUGUUUUGUUAUUUUUUUUCCCUCUCUUCUCUGUCUGAAUUCAUGUCUACUCGUUGGAGUAAAAGUGUAGAAUUUGUAUUCAGAAGUAAUUGUUUGGGCACUGAUCGUGUGACCCGCUCCUAAGGAAAGGGAUGGUGAGGGAUCAGUGUGUCCUGAGCUUCCAGCCGCUCUAAGGAGUCUCCUCUCCUACACUAAGCAUGGCGUUUAUUCAGCCAGGUCCCAGAAAGGGAUCUAUGCUAGUUUAACUUUGGCUGAGAUGGGCAUGUUCUGCAGAAAAAGCUGGUUAAGAAACUUGUCUGGAUCGUAUAGAUACCAAAGGGAGACUGCAAUCAAUUUUCAGUUGUAUAAAUGAGUAAAUAAACAUUUCAGACUGCACAGUCAACGCAUUUUAACAUUUCCUACAUUAUUUAGAGCAGAACUGGGGGAAGCUUCUGAGUGAACUCAUAUUAUGAUUGUUCAUUGAAUUUGGAGCACCAGUUAUAGCAAGUUAUCAGAUGUGCGAUAGGUUGAUCAAUUUGUAGAAUACAAAAAAUGACUCCAGUGACACUCAUCACAACCCAGUCUGUGCACUUUUAUGUUAGAGUAUAGCUGUUAACAGGAAGAAUGCAAUGGGAUUUCAGUGUUUAAGCCAGUCAGCUGUCUGUCAAAUUGUCUGCAAAAAACAAAAGUAUCACUGUUAUUGGAUUCUUGUUAGAAUUUCAGUGAUAACAUUUGUGUGGUUAGUUUGAAAAUGCCUUAUGUUUUCCCAUACUGUGAUAAAAUUGCCUUUAUUGAAGCGUGGUUAUGACAUUCACACAUCCAUGAAGUCACAUCAGUUGUUUUGCCUUUUAUCAAGUUACAUUGGGAUGAAAAAUAAACCAAAUUACUAUCAUGA
This is a messenger RNA of Pygocentrus nattereri (red-bellied piranha), 1866 nucleotides long. It is a transcript of the gene rab11ba, whose product is annotated as RAB11B, member RAS oncogene family, a. Gene Ontology annotation, cellular component: recycling endosome. The transcript is spliced from 5 exons. Gene Ontology annotation, biological process: constitutive secretory pathway; regulated exocytosis. The record is from RefSeq and is a predicted model, not a curated record. Gene Ontology annotation, molecular function: GTPase activity; GTP binding. The coding region runs from base 119 to 775 and encodes 218 amino acids. NCBI's taxonomy places the organism in Eukaryota, Metazoa, Chordata, Actinopteri, Characiformes, Serrasalmidae.